AUGGCGUCGAAAUACGGAUUCGCGAAGCAAUUGAGGGAGCUGAGGUUCCUGUUCUGCCAGACGAGCGAGCAGAGCGCGCCAAUGAGGAACUUCCUCACCCGGACGUACCCCACCAUGAAGAAGCACAACCCGCACACGCCCAUCAUGAUCCGAGAAGCCAGCGGCAUCGAGCCUAAAGUCUAUGCGAGAUACGAAUUCGGCAAAGAGAAGAUGAUCGCUCUGAAAGGCCUCGACGACAAAGCGAUCGAGCAGCAAGUUACCGAGCUGGUUAAGACACCGAUAUGAGCUAGGGAGGGCACGGGAGCGAAGGACACAUCGAGCAACUAUAAGAAUCUGCGGACGCUGAAUAAGUGGCAUGAGGCUCAUGCGCGGCCAAUGUAAAUGUGUAUUAUGAUGAACAUACCAUUUCAAACACUCCACCGGCAAAGAUCGGGUCUCAGCAUCAUUCUGUCCCAGUUCAAACUUACAUUGUUCAGUUCUCGG
This is a messenger RNA of Trematosphaeria pertusa, 483 nucleotides long. Its product is annotated as NADH-ubiquinone oxidoreductase-like protein 105 kDa subunit. The transcript has 4 exons. Bases 1 to 285 code for a protein of 94 amino acids. The record is from RefSeq and is a predicted model, not a curated record. Lineage: Eukaryota; Fungi; Ascomycota; Dothideomycetes; Pleosporales; Trematosphaeriaceae.